UUGACUCUUACCAUGCCAUUAUAGGGAGUAGAGCUGCAAGCAAAAGUAACAACAAAGUGCUUCUUUGAUGUAGAAAUUGGAGGUGAGCCUGUGGGUAGAAUUGUAAUGGGCCUAUUUGGGGAAGUAGUUCCAAAAACUGUUGAGAAUUUCCGUGCCCUAUGUACAGGAGAGAGAGGUUAUGGCUAUAAGGGUUGCUCAUUUCAUCGUAUUAUUAAAGAUUUCAUGAUCCAGGGAGGUGACUUUACUGAAGGAGAUGGUACUGGAGGAAUCAGUAUCUAUGGCCCUCGUUUUGAAGAUGAGAGCUUCACCUUGAAUCACAUCGGACCUGGAGUGUUGAGCAUGGCUAAUGCAGGUCCGAAUACCAAUGGGAGCCAAUUUUUCAUUUGCACAGUUAAGACUCCAUGGUUGGAUAAACGUCAUGUUGUUUUCGGGCAUGUCAUUGAGGGAAUGGAAGUCAUGCGGAAGCUUGAAUCCCAAGAAACUAGUAAAUCAGAUGCCCCGCGGUUACCUUGCAGGAUUGUUAACUGUGGGGAGCUGCCCAUGGAUAGCUGAUUAUCAGGCUGACUCGAUGCCAACUUGGGACUAAAAUUUUCUGUUAAACAGCCUUGGUUUUUGUUUUGCUUGCCUUUCUUAUAGUGUGUUCAACUUAGACUACCAUGUGAGUGUGGAUUCAGAAUCUUUCUUUGCUUAUAAAACGCCAGGCUGAUGUUUCUUGUGC
Macadamia integrifolia is the source of this 718-nucleotide messenger RNA. Its product is annotated as peptidyl-prolyl cis-trans isomerase CYP20-3, chloroplastic-like. NCBI's taxonomy places the organism in Eukaryota, Viridiplantae, Streptophyta, Magnoliopsida, Proteales, Proteaceae. The transcript has 5 exons. The record is from RefSeq and is a predicted model, not a curated record. Gene Ontology annotation, biological process: protein folding; protein peptidyl-prolyl isomerization. Bases 106 to 552 code for a protein of 148 amino acids. Gene Ontology annotation, molecular function: peptidyl-prolyl cis-trans isomerase activity.